AUGUCGAGGUUCGAGGAUCUAGGAGUUUCUAAAUGGCUCUGUGAGGCCCUUGGAAGUAUGCGCAUCCAAACGCCUACCAAUAUUCAAACAGCAUGCAUACCCAAGAUUCUGAAAGGCCAUGAUUGCAUAGGAGGAGCGAAAACAGGUUCCGGUAAAACAAUUGCAUUUGGCGCUCCCAUGCUUACAAAAUGGUCCGAAGAUCCCUCCGGUAUAUUUGGUGUUAUACUGACACCUACCAGAGAACUGGCGUUACAGAUAGCGGAGCAAUUUGCUGCGUUGGGUGCUACUGUGAACCUCAAGGUCGCGGUGAUAGUUGGUGGUGAAGAUAUAGUUGCACAGGCUUUGAAACUACAGAGUCGUCCUCAUUUUAUUGUUGCCACCCCCGGUAGACUUGCCCAUCACAUUUUGAGCAGUGGCGAAGACACGAUAGGCGGAUUGAGAAGAGUUAAGUACCUGGUGUUGGAUGAGGCUGAUAGACUUUUGACCGAGACGUUUUCGAGUGAUUUACAGCGUUGUUUUUCGGUGCUUCCUUCUCCAGCUGAAAGGCAGACUUUGCUAUUUACAGCCACCGUCACAGAUGCUGUGAGAUCUCUGAAAGACAGAACCUCCUCGAAGGGAAAACCUGAGCUAUUCAUUGCCGAGCUGGAUAAGGUGGACGAAGUCGCGAUUCCCUCGACUCUGGCUAUUUGGUACAUUUUCAUUCCAUCAUAUGUCAAAGAGGCAUAUUUGCAUAAUGUUCUCACUCUUGAAGAAAAUAAAGACUCCACGGCAAUCGUUUUUGUGAACAGAACCCACACUGCGGAAGUGCUGAGGAGGACUCUGAGAAAGUUAGAUAUCCGUGUGGCAUCCCUGCAUUCUGAAAUGCCUCAGGCUGAGAGAACAAACUCGCUACAUAGAUUCAGGGCCGGAGCAGCCAGAGUCUUGAUUGCUACCGAUGUUGCCUCCAGAGGUCUCGAUAUCCCCACAGUGGAGUUGGUCAUUAACUAUGACAUACCUGCAGAUGCUGAUGACUACAUCCACAGAGUUGGUAGAACAGCCAGAGCCGGGCGCAAGGGUGAGUCUGUGAGUUUUGUUACUGAAAAAGACGUGCACAGGAUCCUCGCCAUUGAGGAGAGAAUCAAUAAAAAGAUGGUGGAGUAUGAGAAGGUCACAGACAACCAGAUCAUCAAGGACUCUCUUCAGAAAACGAGUAAUGCUAAGAGAGAAGCCUUACUUGACAUGGAACGCGAGAACUUUGGUGAGCACAAAGAGGCUCAAAGAAAGAAGAAGGGCCUGGGAAAACCCAAAAAGGACAGAAAGUUCAAGUCCAAAACUGAGCUGGAUUAA
This is a messenger RNA of Kuraishia capsulata CBS 1993, 1326 nucleotides long. RefSeq lists its product as uncharacterized. The coding region runs from base 1 to 1326 and encodes 441 amino acids. Gene Ontology annotation, molecular function: ATP binding; nucleic acid binding; RNA helicase activity. The transcript has a single exon. NCBI's taxonomy places the organism in Eukaryota, Fungi, Ascomycota, Pichiomycetes, Pichiales, Pichiaceae. The record is from RefSeq and is a predicted model, not a curated record.